This is a messenger RNA of Argentina anserina (silverweed cinquefoil), 1762 nucleotides long. RefSeq names its product vacuolar-processing enzyme-like. The coding region runs from base 35 to 1507 and encodes 490 amino acids. The record is from RefSeq and is a predicted model, not a curated record. Gene Ontology annotation, molecular function: cysteine-type endopeptidase activity. The transcript is spliced from 9 exons. Gene Ontology annotation, biological process: vacuolar protein processing. Lineage: Eukaryota; Viridiplantae; Streptophyta; Magnoliopsida; Rosales; Rosaceae.
UCAAAUUUCAAUUCCCAGUUCGCCGGAAACUGCCAUGACUCGCUUGGCCGCCGUCCUCCUCCUCUUCCUCGUCUCCCUCUCUUCUUCCGCCACCAGCACCCGCGACCUCACCGGAGGCGUCUUGCGUUUGCCGUCGGAAACCUCGAGAUUUUUCCGGCCCGGCGACGAUCAGCAGGGCGAAGGCACCGUCGGCACGCGGUGGGCCGUUUUGAUCGCCGGUUCCAAUGGAUACUGGAAUUACAGGCAUCAGGCUGAUAUAUGCCACGCGUAUCAAUUAUUGAAGAAAGGUGGGCUGAAAGAUGAGAAUAUAAUUGUGUUUAUGUAUGAUGAUAUUGCUUACAAUGAAGAAAACCCUAGGCAAGGAGUCAUCAUCAACAGUCCUCAUGGUGAUGAUGUUUAUAAAGGAGUCCCCAAGGAUUACACUGGUGAAGAGGUUACUGUUAAUAACUUCUUUGCUGCAAUUCUUGGAAAUAAAAGUGCUAUUGCAGGGGGUAGUGGGAAGGUCGUGGACAGUGGUCCGAAUGAUCAUAUCUUCAUAUAUUAUUCCGAUCAUGGCGGUCCUGGAGUUCUUGGGAUGCCUACCAGUCCUUAUAUUUAUGCUGACAGCCUCAUAGAAGUCCUGAAGAAGAAGCAUGCUGCAGGAACAUAUGAAAGCUUGGUAUUUUAUCUUGAAGCUUGUGAAUCCGGAAGUAUCUUUGAGGGUCUUCUUCCUGAAGGUUUGAAUAUCUUUGCAACCACAGCAUCAAAUGCAGAAGAGAGCAGUUGGGGGACUUACUGCCCAGGAGAGUAUCCUAGUCCUCCCCCAGAAUAUGAAACCUGUUUGGGUGACUUGUAUAGUGUUGCUUGGAUGGAAGAUAGUGACAUUCACAACCUGAGGUCAGAGACUUUACACCAGCAGUAUGAAUUGGUCAAAUCAAGGACUGCAAGUGAGAAUUCUGCUUAUGGAUCUCAUGUCAUGCAAUAUGGUGAUAUACCGCUUAGCAAGAACAACCUCUUUGUGUAUAUGGGGACAAAUCCUGCAAAUGAUAACUACACUUUCAUGCCUCAGAACUUCCUGAGGCCAUCUUCAAAAGCUGUCAACCAGAGGGAUGCUGAUCUUGUCCACUUCUGGCAUAAGUAUCGCAAGGCUCCUGAAGGCUCACCAAGGAAAGCUCAAGCCCAAAAAGAAUUUCUCGAAGCAAUGUCUCACAGAAUGCAUAUAGAUGAAAGCAUGAAACUUAUUGGAAAACUUCUGUUUGGAAUAAAAAAAGGUCCAGAGGUCCUCAGCGCUGUACGACCUGCUGGACAGCCACUUGUUGAUGACUGGGACUGCCUUAAGACAAUGGUGAGGAAUUUUGAGACAUAUUGCGGAUCUUUAUCUCAAUACGGGAUGAAACACAUGCGGUCAUUGGCAAACAUCUGCAAUGCUGGAAUGACAAAGGAGCAGAUGACCGAGGCUUCAGCACAAGCCUGUGUCAAUGUUCCUUCUGGCCGAUGGAGCUCUCUGCACAGGGGAUUCAGUGCAUAAUUUCAUCCAAAAUCUGGAAUACGAAUUACCAGUAUCUGGUGGUCGUUCUAUAUACAAACCUGUCUCGGGACGCAGUUCCAAUGAUUGUGAUUGCGAUUACAUGGUGAAGUCUCUGUGAAUAUGACUCAAGCUCCAGUCCUAAUUCCUAAAGGCAUUGUAUAUAUGAAGCUUGCCUACAAUUAGAACUUCUGUUUGUGUAUGAAAAUCACCGUAUGUCCCAGUAUUUGGUUAUAAAAGUUUGGCUUGUUGAUUCCA